AUGUCCAACCACUCGCAGGUUGUGAGUUGAACAAGCAUUCAAUUUUAAAAAGCCAUUCUGGUCGUCCACGGAUUUUUUUGUUAUUGAUUUUUCUAAAACUUGAAGCUCAAUAGGCCAUUUCUUUAUUGCGCUAUGAGAAAAACAGACAGCAACGAAUACUGGAUCAUGAAGAAGCUUUUCUUAAACAUUUCGAAUACUUUUUCUAUAUGAACAGUAAUUACCAUUUAGACAAUUAUCAUCAUGAUAAUAACUGCUAUUUGGCUAUAUCAACAUUUUUGACGCAUUUCAUAUUUCAAAUCAGCACUGAUAUUUUAUAUAUUUGAAAUAUGUAAUGAGCUUGCAUGAAUUCUGAAGAAACUUAUAAAGAAACAGGUUUUCAAGUCUUCUUGUGGCUAACACCGUUCAGAGCAUCGUUGGAGGCGACCAAAAGUACCGCAGGCGCAGUUCCCUUCCACAUUUGUACGGGAAUCCAGCCCGGUUGUUCUCCAGCCAGCAGACAAAUAGCAUCAACCGUAGGAGGGGAAGAGAGACAGACUCGUUCAGGCUAAUUGUAGCAGCCAGCAUUCGCAGGUGUAACACUGAUCCGCCUGUGUCUGGAACUGGGGUAUAAUCUUGAAAAGCCGUCCAAAGUAUUGAGAGUGAAAAAACUGGGAGAAUGUUGCACCAAGUACAAUGAGCGCCCAUUUGUCGCAGACACACAAACCCACAUAUGACUCCGUCGAAUUCAAAUUUGAUGAGCAACACUGAAGCGUCUUUGGAAUCUUAAAAAGUGGAUCCCACGACUUUACAAUCAUGCGAAACACUUGGUUGUCUGCCCGGAGUUCGAUUGUGGAAUACUGGACAUCGGCCAUUCUAUGUCUCUUUUGGAUUCAGUACUCUUGUGGGAUGCCUCAUGUCAUUCGAAUAGGGGGGAUUUUCGAACAAACAGAGGGACCAGUGCCGCUCGUCAGCCCAGAGGAGCUUGCCUUUAAAUUUGCAGUGAACAACAUCAACAGAAACAGGACUUUAUUGCCCAACACGACGUUAACAUACGACAUACAGAGGAUUAAUAUCUACGACAGUUUUGAAGCGUCGAGAAAAGCCUGUGACCAACUGUCUUUAGGUGUAGUGGCAAUAUUUGGGCCGUCACAUAGCUCGUCCUCAAACGCCGUCCAGUCCAUCUGCAAUGCGUUGGAAGUGCCACACAUCCAGGUGCGAUGGAAACAUCACCCUAUGGACAACAGGGACACAUUUUACGCCAACCUGUACCCGGAUUACUCUUCUCUCAGCUACGGCAUCUUGGAUUUGGUGCAGUUCCUGAAGUGGAAAACAGCCACAGUCGUAUACGAUGACAGUACAGGUCUUAUUAGACUACAGGAACUGAUAAUGGCCCCCUCCAGGUAUAACAUCAGGCUAAAAAUUCGCCAGCUCCCUCUUGACGGUGAGGACACCAGGCCUCUCCUCAAGGAGAUGAAGAGAGGACGGGAGUUUCGCAUUAUUUUCGAUUGCAGCCAUGAAAUGGCUGCACAGAUCCUUAAGCAGGCCCAGACAAUGGGAAUGAUGACAGAAUACUACCACUACAUCUUCACCACUCUGGACCUCAUGGCUAUCGACCUGGAGCCCUACCGUUUCUGUGGCGUCAACAUGACCGGCUUCCGCAUCCUCAACGUGGACAACCCUCAGGUGGCGUCCAUCGUUGAGAAGUGGUCACAAGAGAGGCAGAUACCUCCCAAGCCCGACUCGGGUCUCCUGGAAGGGAUCAUGACGACAGAUGCUGCUCUGACGUACGACGCGGUCCACAUCGUGUCCGUCUCCUACCAGCAUGCACCACAGAUGACGGUCAACUCGCUGCAGUGCCACCGCCACAAGCCAUGGAGGUUCGGCGGGCGCUUUAUGAACUUCAUCAAAGAGUCUCACUGGGAAGGCCUGACGGGGAGGCUGUCGUUCAACAGGACCAGUGGCCUCCGCACAGACUUUGACCUGGACAUCAUCAGCCUGAAAGAAGAGGGCCUGGAGAAGGUGGGGAAGUGGAGUGCUUCCGGAGGUCUCAACAUCACCGAGGUCCCCAAGCGGAAAGGGUUGAACAUCACAGACUCGCUGGCCAACCGUUCCCUGGUCAUCACCACCAUCCUGGAGGAACCAUAUGUCAUGCUUAAGAAGUCUGACAAGGCACUGGUGGGCAAUGACCGUUUCGAGGGAUUCUGUAUCGACCUGCUCAAGGAGCUGGCCAGCAUCCUGGGAUUCACCUACGAGAUCCGCCUGGUGCCUGAUGGGAAGUACGGAUCGCAGGACGACAAGGGCCAGUGGAACGGCAUGAUCAAGGAGCUGAUGGAACACAGAGCCGACUUGGCUGUGGCCCCUCUUACCAUUACCUACCUGCGUGAGAAGGUCGUGGACUUCUCAAAGCCCUUCAUGAGCAUGGGCAUCAGCAUCCUGUACCGCAAGCCAAACACCACCAACAACGGUUUCUUCUCCUUCCUCAACCCCAUGACCCCUGACAUCUGGGUCUACAUCCUGCUGGCCUACCUAGGCGUAAGCUGUGUUCUCUUCGUCAUCGCCAGGUUCAGUCCGUACGAAUGGUACGACGCCCAUCCCUGCAAUCCCGGAUCCGAUGUGGUGGAGAACAACUUCACCCUCCUUAACAGCUUCUGGUUCGGUGUGGGCUCCCUCAUGCAGCAAGGCUCUGAGCUGAUGCCCAAAGCCCUGUCCACCAGGAUCAUCGGAGGCAUCUGGUGGUUCUUCACCCUCAUCAUCAUCUCCUCCUACACGGCCAACCUGGCCGCCUUCCUCACCGUGGAGCGCAUGGAGUCACCCGUGGACUCUGCCGACGACAUCGCCAAGCAGACCAAGAUUGAGUAUGGUGUGGUCAAAGACGGUGCCACCAUGUCUUUCUUCAAGAAAUCAAAGGUGUCUACUUUUGAGAAGAUGUGGGCCUUCAUGAGUAGUAAACAGAGUACGUCGCUUGUCAAGUCCAUUGAGGACGGCAUCCAGAGGGUUCUGAAGUCUGACUAUGCCUUGCUCAUGGAGUCUACCACAAUCGAUUACAUUACCCAGCGGAACUGCAACCUCACCCAGGUUGGAGGCGUCAUUGACAGCAAAGGCUAUGGAAUAGGCACUCCCAUGGGCUCUCCAUACCGGGACAAAGUGACCAUCGCCAUCCUGAGCAUCCUGGAAGAUGGCCGUCUGCACAUGCUCAAGGAGAAGUGGUGGAGCGGCAGCAGCUGUCUGGACGAAGAGCGCCGUGAGAAAGCCGGCCCCAUGGGCAUUCCGAACCUGGGAGGGAUCUUUAUAGUGCUGGCGUGUGGCCUGGUUCUCUCCGUCUUUGUGGCUAUAGCCGAAUUCAUAUACAAGCUAAGGAAGACGGCGAAACGUGAGCAGGUCUUUCUGCAGUGCCAUGGUGGACGAGAUCAGACAGUCGUUCACCUGCGGGACGCGUGUGAAACACAAGCCCCACCACCAGGUCCCGGUCAUGGUCAAGACGGAUGCAGUGAUCAACAUGCACACGUUCAACGACCGACGACUCCCGGGAAAGGACAACUUGAGCUGCAACACUGGGAUGACCCCCGUGUUCCCGUGACAGUUUGCGCCUCCCAGAGAAAGAGCCUCCUGAGCAAUGUGGAGGGCAUGAUUGGUCCCGAAACCUGGGACAAUGGAAUCGAGGGGAUCACCAGAUUCACCAUCAACCACAGCGACAUAGGGACACUAACGAAACAUGGAACACUAUCUAAACAUGGUACUAUCAAAAUGGCAGCAUCGGCGACACAGGUAUGACAACGUUCACCCAUGUAUUCCAAAAGAGACAGAAAAAGAGAGAGUGAGGUGGAGGAGAAGAACCAUCUCCAAAUAAUCUGUAUUCAAGUCCGAUGUUUACGUACGUAACACAAAAUAUACACUCACCAAGGAAUCACAAGAUAUCCAAGGAAUCCUUGAUUGACAACAAAGAUUCAACCUUUUUAUUGGACAUAUGGCAUAAAGACAGAGUUGGCUUCGUUGAGCAUGGCAAUAAAAGAACUACAGACAGACAUGGGAAAUGGGGUUUUGAUGGGAGAUCAGUUAUGUCACACAUAGCACAUCACGAUCAUUCAAAGUUCUGACGAUUCUUUUUUAUCUUGUCUGGAGGUCCUUUGGCAGCAGAAAAUUAUGUUACCUCAAACCUUGUACAGACAUAACAUUGGGUUCUUGAUUUGCUCUCUUUGAGUCACUGUCUAUUUUGUGGGAGGCGUUUAUAAAUGCAUGGCUUGGACCAUCGGCCUGUUAUAAUUCCACUACAAUAAACAUGUCCUUAGUACAUGCAGAUGACAGCAAUGGAAUCCGAACAGUGAGCAAAUCCCAUAGUAAGAGAGAGCAUUGGUCACUCAGUGAACUAGGUUCGCAGAUUAUCUUUAAUUGACGAAACAUUACUGUUCAAAGAGAGAGAGAUAUCACUGAAGCUAUCCCGAGAUUUUAAUGGGGAGACGUUGAUUUAUUGUUAAUGAAUAAUGAAUGAAAUGAAUGAACAUUUCCACAUGGUGCCAUUUUGUUAUUGUGACUAAACAAAAUGUAGGGCCCAAUUUGUAUGUGCUUCACCACGUUACUUUCAGACAUAUGUUUUGUGGACGUUCAGAUAAUUUAGUAUGUGAAAAAAAUGAAGAACUAGCCAAUUGCCAAAGAUAUGCCCGUAAAAUAAAACUAAACAUUGGAUGAAUUUGUCAAUUAAACUAUGUUAAAGAAGAAUAACCAUGGCUUUUUCCCUCUUUACAACACAGGGUAAUGUGUUUCUAUCAGAUGUAAUGACUUUGUGUGAUUGAUAAGAUGCCCCAAAAAACAAAUAUACAAAACCCAUGGGAUAAUGAACGAGGAGUGAUUUGCUUCAACGUAUUCAUGUACCAAAAUGCAAGUACAUAACUUGAAGUGUUUACUCUUAUUUGGCUCCCAAUGAUAAACGGACACGAACCUCCUUAUAUUUAUUUGUUGCACUUACUAGUCUAUAUUGUCCUCUAAAAUAACUACCUGGUCUCAUUACUUUUUUCGACAUUUAUACGUUGAACAACUGUACGAUUUAGGGGUAUAAACUGAAUUGAUUUACUCAUAAAAGCAUAACAUAUUUAUGGUUAUGUUAAACCCAAUCAUACCAUUCAUGUUUGAGGGGUUAUGGUUAGGGUUAUAGUCAGCUAGCUAGUUAGCCAGCUAGCUUGGCUAGUUGGUUAUCUCUUGUUGGUUAUCUCUGCCCAUGUCCACUUAAUAAGCAGUUCAGAGAAAUGUGUCUACAUUGGCUUUUAGUUGUCUUUAAAAAAUCCAUGGCAAUAUAGCAUUUUCAGAGGGCAAUUAGCCAUCUGUUUCCAUUGUGCCAAAAUGUCUCUACAAUAAGGCCCCUCAGAAAUAGCCAUGUUAUAAUCGCACAGCGUCCAUUUAAUUGCUUUUGCUGCUUGCAAUGAAUUACCUUCUAACCCUUCUGACUGCUAAACAGACACUCUAAUCUAAAAAUGUCAGUGAUAUGAAAGAAAUGCAGAGAGCACAGUACAGAUGUACAGACUUCAUAGUCACUGUUUUUAAGCUGUUUGGUUUUAGUUCUGUAAUCGCAGGUGACUGUAAAUGACUUGGUUUAGUAGUGUGUUGGUCGGAGGACAAUGGACAAGAUACCGUAUGAGUAAGAAACAAAUGCUGUCAUCAUACUCUUCCUUCUAUGUGUGUUUACUUUGUGGCCACGGCAACAAUGAAUGUCCUUGGGACAAUUAUUUAGCUUAUUCUUGUUGCAGGCCCGAUCUAAAAGCUUUGUAGCAGCGUUACCGAACGCUAUGCUACCGUUACGGAAAUGAGAUAGAGCUAGCCUGAGUGGCUGACAAGACCCUUUGGUUUUGGUUUUGCAUAUGAUUUUCAUACUGUGCACUAGAGAUAGAUAUAAUUCAAUUAGUCAAUAUCAUGCUCAGAUGAUGAGAUGAACAAACAGACGGAAGAUCUGAAGUUUGGUUUUUCUGUGUUUAUGUCGUCUGUAACGCCUAUAAACUGUAUAUCUGCAAUGAGUAUUGAGCUGUAGGAUGCUAGCAGUCUAUGUGAGCUGCCGGAAUAGGGAGCUGAAGAGACAGCAUACCUCUGUGAGGUUUACAAUAUUGAUAAAAAAAGACAAACUAUCUUGGGUUCCUUUUUUCAACAUUAACAAUGUAAAGAUUCAAGGAAACUUAAAUCUGUGUGACUUAUUAUCGGUUUGGUAGAAACUCUUUGUAUAAAUGUUAAUCAACUCACGUCUGCAAAGUAGAGUACAUGUAGAUAAGGUGAACAGGAGACAAUGUAUUUUGCUACAUUUUUACAGAUAAAUACAUACAUUUUUGUUCUCAGCCAAACACAAUUUCUUAAUUUAAAUUUGGUUUCACAUGCCACGUUAACCUGUACCCCACUCCCACUUCCCCAUCCUCCAUAUUAAUUUAUUCGAUUGGAAUGGAUUAUAAUAUAUUAUAUUGGAUUAGGAUCAUCAAGAGCAGAAUAUUAUAUGUAAAUCUUAUUUUAUCGCACCUAAUAUAUUGAUAUGAGGUGUAUGUGACGUUGUAAUAUUGAAUUCCCCAAAACUGUAGAGGAAACUCAUUUAGAAUAGAUUUUGUAUGAUCUAGCUGGCUCUUUUCUUCUCUUUUGAAACCCAUGAUGCAGUUGGGCAAAGACUGGUUGUUACACUACAGGUUAGACUGGCUUCCAGUUGAAUUCCCCUUUGACUGCAAACACAAGGUACUUUAAUGUUUUUUUUUGUCAAUCCACAUACUCUCCGAAAUAAUUGUGGUGAAAAUGGACAUCAGUGAUCCAUUUUAAUAAAAUUAUUUGAAUUUACUACCAAGAUUUUAGUUCAGUUAAUUCAAUCAGUCCCAGUUAUUAAGCAUACUGUCUUUUUUAUACCAAAAUGUGAAUCCAGUUAUUUUACAACAUUUUAUGAAAUCUAAGAUAAAAAUAAUGAAAAAAAUAAAAUGACACAUAAUAUGUGCAGUAUGUGGUAUGAGUUAGAAUGAGUUACACUUUAUUCAGCAAUCAAACAGUCACAGCGCUAGGUAUUUAUUUAUGUCUGGUUUUGAGUUGAGGUGAGCUGAGCUGAGCUGAAUUGUCUGCUUCUAUCGUUUGACAGGAGACCUUUCAAAUAAUAGGGUUAAUAUGUUGGUGCCGACCAGGGUUUUCUUUGUGGACAUGCAGAAUUUCUAUGAAUAUAGUUUUUUGUAACGUUUUGUAACAUUUUCUGUUUACCUAAUAACUGUAUGUGUUAAGAGAAGACUAUUGUUAGAAUAACCAAGUAAAACAUGGGGAAAUAUAAAAUCAUAGAGAAGCUAUUGCGUUAUUUUCUUUUUAACACACUGUGAAUAAUUCAAUUGUACAGUUUGCUGUAUGGGUUAUAUGAUUUUAAAGUUUUAAAUAAAAAAUGUAAAACUACA
Molecule: messenger RNA, 7361 nt
Organism: Oncorhynchus tshawytscha (Chinook salmon)
Lineage: Eukaryota; Metazoa; Chordata; Actinopteri; Salmoniformes; Salmonidae
Product: glutamate receptor ionotropic, kainate 3-like
Exons: 16
Coding region: 793-3750 (985 amino acids)
Biological process (GO): monoatomic ion transport; synaptic transmission, glutamatergic; modulation of chemical synaptic transmission
Cellular component (GO): postsynaptic membrane; kainate selective glutamate receptor complex; plasma membrane
Molecular function (GO): transmitter-gated monoatomic ion channel activity involved in regulation of postsynaptic membrane potential; kainate selective glutamate receptor activity
Source: RefSeq, a predicted model, not a curated record